This is a messenger RNA of Scaptodrosophila lebanonensis, 390 nucleotides long. RefSeq names its product male accessory gland serine protease inhibitor-like. Gene Ontology annotation, molecular function: serine-type endopeptidase inhibitor activity. Bases 34 to 279 code for a protein of 81 amino acids. Lineage: Eukaryota; Metazoa; Arthropoda; Insecta; Diptera; Drosophilidae. The record is from RefSeq and is a predicted model, not a curated record. The transcript is spliced from 2 exons.
UCUACCAAUUGAGGAAAACAGUAGAAGGAAGCCAUGAAAUUUCUCGCAAUAAGCAUGCUGUUCGCCCUUCUUGGCGUUUCGUUGGCGCUCAAGGAUCCCAUUUGUGAUCUCCCCCAUUCUGCGGAUGGGUACGGAGAUGUAGCAUGUAUGGCCUCUAUGCCUCAAUGGUCGUACAAUGCGGAAGCCAACGAAUGCAUCUUCUUCAUCUACGGAGGCUGUGGUGGCAAUGAGAAUCGUUUUUGGUCACAAUACGACUGUGAGCAGAAAUGCGUGGAAUAAAACUCAGAACCAACGACAAUAUUUAUGUUUAUCAGUUGAAAUGUGAAAAUGCGUUUUAUAGUCGUUAACUGAUUUUGAGUUUCCAUAAAAAACUGUUUAAUACCAAAUUAA